ACUCCCGGCCCUCUUCGGACUGUAAGAGGGGUUUGCAGUUACCAAGUGCUCAGUGCUCCAACUGAACCUGGCCAAAGGAGAUGACACCAGUCAAGAAGGGUAUUAUUGAACGUCUGAAUGCUGGAGAAGUGGUAAUCGGUGAUGGAGGCUUUGUCUUCGCUUUGGAGAAGAGGGGGUACGUGAAGGCGGGGCCGUGGACUCCUGAGGCCACUGUCACACAUCCUGAGGCCGUGCGUCAGCUGCACAGGGAGUUCCUGAGAGCAGGUUCUAAUGUCAUGCAGGCUCUCACAUUCUACGCAAGCGAUGACAAACUGGAGAACAGGGGCCAUGUCCUUAAAAUCACUGGGGCACAAAUCAACGAGGCAGCCUGUGACCUGGCAAAGGAAGUCGCCAGUGAAGGAGACGCGCUGUCAGCUGGUGGAGUGUGUCAGACCCCGUCCUACCUGAGCUGUAAGAGUGAGACCGAGGUGAAGGCCAUCUUUAAGAAACAGGUGGAUGCCUUCGUAAAGAAAAAUGUGGAUUUCCUGAUUGCUGAGUACUUUGAGCACGUUGAGGAGGCAGUGUGGGCUGUGGAGGUUUUGAAGGCCACUGGAAAGCCUAUAGCUGCUUCUCUGUGCAUCGGACCAGAGGGAGACAUGCACGGUGUUUCACCUGGAGAGUGUGCCGUCAGGUUGGUCAAAGCCGGUGCACAGAUUGUGGGUGUCAACUGUCACUUUGACCCCAUGACCUGCGUGAAGACUGUUAAGAUGAUGAAGGAGGGAGUGGAGAAAGCUGGGCUGAAAGCUCACUACAUGGUGCAGCCUCUUGCCUACCACACACCUGACUGCAAUUGUCAAGGAUUCAUCGACCUGCCAGAAUUCCCCUUUGCCUUGGAGCCCAGGAUUCUGACCCGCUGGGACAUGCACAAGUACGCCAGGGAGGCCUACAAUGCAGGAAUCCGCGUCAUUGGUGGCUGCUGUGGGUUUGAGCCUUACCAUAUCAGAGCUUUGGCAGAGGAGCUGGCUCCAGAGAGAGGAAUACUGCCUGAAGGAUCAGAGAAACAUGGAAUGUGGGGUACAGGACUGGAGAUGCACACCAAACCCUGGGUCAGAGCCAGGUCCCGCCGUGAGUACUGGGAGCAGCUCUUGCCUGCAUCUGGUCGUCCUAAAUGUCCCUCCAUGUCCACUCCAGAGGGCUGGGGUGUGACAAAGGGCCAUGAUGAUCUUUUCCAGCACAAGGAGGCCACCACCGCACAGGAAAUGAAGCAUGUGCUGGAGAAGCAGAAGAAAGCCAAGACUGCUUCAUGAGCA
Messenger RNA from Thalassophryne amazonica, 1289 nucleotides. RefSeq names its product betaine--homocysteine S-methyltransferase 1-like. Lineage: Eukaryota; Metazoa; Chordata; Actinopteri; Batrachoidiformes; Batrachoididae. Gene Ontology annotation, molecular function: betaine-homocysteine S-methyltransferase activity; zinc ion binding. Bases 81 to 1286 code for a protein of 401 amino acids. The transcript has 8 exons. The record is from RefSeq and is a predicted model, not a curated record.